Procambarus clarkii (red swamp crayfish) is the source of this 770-nucleotide messenger RNA. RefSeq names its product NADH dehydrogenase (ubiquinone) B17 subunit. Lineage: Eukaryota; Metazoa; Arthropoda; Malacostraca; Decapoda; Cambaridae. Gene Ontology annotation, biological process: mitochondrial electron transport, NADH to ubiquinone. The record is from RefSeq and is a predicted model, not a curated record.
GACAUAUGUGUGAGUGGUGGAAGGGAGAGAGAUAUCCCGGGAGGGGUAGAGUAAGGGGCCAGCUGCAGGCCACUGAGAGUAGUCGCUCAGCUGAUCCUGCAAGAUGGCGCAGUCAGAUACUGGAGGAGUGAAGGCAUUUCCCAUUGAGGGACCCUUCAAAAAUGAGCGAGCUCGUCUUGCUGGCAUGACUGAUGCUGAUCGAGCUUAUCGCAAGCAGUGGUUAAAAGACCAGAUUUUAGCAGAAAGCGAGCCUGCCGUUGUCCCAGGAUAUUACAAGGCUCGAUACAACCCUAUCCGUCGCUUUUACCGUUGGCCUCUUGACACACUCUUCAAACCACUAGUACCUGUCCUGGGCUAUGAAACUGCAGCCAAGUACCGUUGGUUCACAGGAAAGUUUGGCCUAGUAUUUGCUUUUGGUCUUUCUACAUAUUAUUACUUCAAAUAUAACCAGAAUGAUUGGACACGGAAAGGUGGCUGGCGAGUAACAAAAAGCAGAAAGAUGGUCACUCCAAAUGACCCAAGAUUCCCCAUGGUAUCAGAUAGAAAGGAAGGUGCUGAUUAUGCUUCUCGGGAGUUUAAGUCCUCUCCAAUUUGAACAGAGCUUUGUGUAUAAAAUCUAAGCAAAGGUAUUUUGAACAUUACAGGUUUUUUCACAUAAUAGCACAGCUCCAUAUUGGAUUAAAAAAUUUAGUGGCCAACAGUCAUUAUAGUUUAAUUUAAUGUAAAUAGGUUGGGUGACAUGCCUGAAGUAAAUGAUUAUUAUUACAGUA